CGUCCAUACAUAUGAAUGAGAUAAGAAUUUGAAUCCCUGCCGUUUGUUUCCUUCUUCUUAUUCACAGAAACCUGCAACACUCAUCUCUCUCAAUUUCUGCAACACUCUUACCCAUUUACAGGAUUGGCUCUUUCUCCACAUAAGGUGCCAAGAAUUAUGAAGGAUUAUUCUAGUCACUAGAAAACAGAAUUAUCAUGGCGACUAUUGUUAACAUUAGUAGUAUCCCUCUUCUACCUUCAAGUUUUUCAUUGAGGAAAUCAAUCAAACAAACAUUUCUUCCCCAUUUCAGAAUUAUUCAUAAACUAUCUGCUACUGCUACUGGAGCUAAUUUAGUUCUUGAACCAAAUUCACCCAAAAUUGCUACUAAUCCUGAUCUUCCUUUAACUGAUGCUACCCCAAUUCCAUCCAAUAAAACAAGACCUGCAGUAAAGAAAGAAGAUUUGGUUAUUGGUGCUGUAUUUACAGGGAAAGUGAAAUCAAUCCAGCCAUUUGGUGCUUUUAUAGAAUUUGGUGCUUUUACAGAUGGCUUAGUUCAUGUUUCCCAAUUGAGUGAUAGCUUUGUUAAGGAUGUUUCAAGUGUAGUCUCUAUAGGGCAAGAAGUAACCGUUAAGUUACUAGAAGUAAACCUGGAAACCAAAAGGAUAUCUCUAACUAUGCGUGAGGGUGAUGAAAUGGAUAAGAAACAGCAGCCUAAGUAUGAUCAGAAGAGAAAUGAUGUAAAGAAAACGUCCAAGUUUGUAAAGGGACAGGAUCUUGAAGGAACAGUUAAGAAUUUGACUAAAUCUGGUUGUUUUAUUUCACUUCCUGAUGGUGAGGAAGGAUUCUUGCCUAGUUCAGAGGAAGCAGAUGAAGGGAUUGUAAAUCUUAUGGGUGGAUCUUCUUUAGAAGUUGGACAAAAUGUUCGUGUGAGAGUUUUGAGGUUGAUGAGAGGACAGGUGACUUUAACUAUGAAGAAAGAUGAAGAUGGUGAAGAGUUGGAUGUGAAGCUAAAGGGGCAAAGUGUUGUUCAUAAAGCAACAAAUCCUUUUAUGUUGGCUUUUCUUCAAAAUAAGGAGAUUGCAGCUUUCAUGGAUGAAAAGGUUUGAGGUUUCUAUUAUAGAGGGUCAGUGGUGAUAACUUGUUUUGUAUUUUCUUUAAUUUGUUGUGAAUGAGAUGUUUUUGCAUUUAUUGCUUAUGAAAUCAACUUUUUUUCACAUUCUUGCAUACAGAGAUGUCAAUUUAAUCAGCCUGGUUUGUAUC
Messenger RNA from Impatiens glandulifera, 1239 nucleotides. RefSeq names its product polyprotein of EF-Ts, chloroplastic-like. NCBI's taxonomy places the organism in Eukaryota, Viridiplantae, Streptophyta, Magnoliopsida, Ericales, Balsaminaceae. The transcript has 2 exons. Gene Ontology annotation, biological process: translation. The record is from RefSeq and is a predicted model, not a curated record. The coding region runs from base 195 to 1085 and encodes 296 amino acids. Gene Ontology annotation, molecular function: mRNA binding; structural constituent of ribosome. Gene Ontology annotation, cellular component: chloroplast stroma.